GCAAUCUUUACCGACUUGAUUCUGACCAAAAGACAUGUGUGUCAGAGACAGCGGAUCGCGAUCGGAUACUUAAAAAGUCUAUGACCGAACAACAAAUCACACGACAUAACAGGCAACCAAUGUCUUGUAGACCAAUUCUACUGUGGCAACAACAACUGUAUUCCUAGUAUCUGGAAAUAUGACGGAAAUAAAGACUGUCAUGAGACCGAUGCCGACGAGGCCGAAUGUGAUUUAUGUACAUACACGUGCGCCAGUGAGAAGUUCAGAUGCAAUGAUAAUGUGUGUAUUGAACUCGGUCUGUGAUACAAUGGUCAGAUCGAUUGUGCUGAUGGAUCUGACUGUGCAAUUAUUAAAAACAUUUUUAUUCCGAUACAUUUUGUAAUGAUUGAUCUAUUUGUAUGUAUUAAAAAUGUACACGAUGGCAGAUUUAGAUUAACUUUCGUGAGUGCGUCCUUUCCAUGUUUGUUUUAUGAAUUCGCUAUUGCCAUAUUGUUAGGUUGCCAGACCGAACAUGGUUUCCAGUGUCUUCCUUACAGAGAAAAUGUGCGAUUUACAUAUGGACUGUCUAAAUAAUGAAAAUGAGUCGAAAUGUCCAGGUAAGUGAUAUUAACUAGUAUAGUCUGAUGUCAAAUGUAGCAAGUUCUGUGUACUGUAAAAUGUUAUAUAAGGGUAAUGCGUUUGUCUUUAAUCGAUCGGCAAAUCUUCUCAAAUGAACAAUUUUGCAUUUGUUUAACUUGCUUUAAAUUAAUUCUUAAUAAAUGAUUAAAUCAUAAUCCAGAUUAGCAAAACGGGGUUUGGCGUUUUAAAAUUGAAGGUAUAUUUCUGAUAGUUUCUUUUAAUACGAGUGUAUGAAUAUGCAAAUGAAUGACACGGUAGACUAAGAAACUAGUUCUUUACUGUUGUUUAAGAAUUGCGGAUAAUGUGGACCAAAUUUGUUAACUUUUAGAAAAAACUUUCUAUUAUUGAAUUUCUUCUUUUCUCUUGAAUGAUUUAGUUGUUUGUUUUUUAAGAACUGCAAAUGAUAAAAAAGUUCUUAUAACUCAGUCUGGACUCCAAAACUAGUCAUUUUGUCGCUUAUCUUUCAAUAUAUAAACUGAAACAUACAACUUCAGUCUUGACUCCAAAGCCUGUCCUUUUUUGUCGUUUAUUACUUCACUCUUUACUCCAAAGCCUGUCUUUUUGUCGUUUAUUACUUCAGCCUUGACUCCAAAGCCUGUCCGUUUUGUCGUUUAUUACUUCAGUCUUGACUCCAAAGCCUGUCCUUUUUGGAUACCCACCGCUUAUACAAAAAGUGACCUUGGCCUGAGGAUGGUUUGAACAUAUCACAGGAAUGUGUAGAAAAGUUACGUUUUGAAAUAAUUCUGGCUGCUCUCUUUUGCAGGCGUUCUAAUUUACAUUUUUUUUUAAUUGUUACCCCAAAACAGUUUAGCAAUAAUCAAGAUGUGGGUUAACAAAGCAAUUCAAAAGUCAUACAAGAUGACUGGUUCUAGAAGGGUCUCAACUUUUUCAUCUGAAAAAAAUGACAUGAUAUCUUUUUACAGACAUUUGUAAAUUAAAUGUUCCAAGAGAGACAAUCAUGUAUGAACACUCCGAACAAUUUUAAACAUUACUAUUUUACUCCAAUUGGAUCUUUCCCCUUUAUUUCCAGGAGGACCACACAGGAUUUUAAAGACACAUAGCAGAACAAACUACGGUGUCGUCUGUUGUUUACGCUAUUCAUUGAUGUUACCUGCGGAAUGGGAAGACCUACCGGAAGCUCUUUGAGGAAGGUUAUUUAUCCAUUUAUCGGUGAUUAAGUGCGGUUACGGGUUCUAUAGAGCGACACUAACUCUAAAUAGUGCAAGGUGUCACUAAGGUGAAGGAGGGACCAACUUGUGUCAUACACAAUGACAAAACAAAAACAACCGCCAUCCUCGCCGACGAUAUGCAUUAUAAAACCGGCCCUUACAUUGUUACGAAAGCAUGGGGCUAUAUAAGGUCAACCUGACACAUUCACUGACACUACGACUGUUUGCAGCAGACAGAUACAAGAUGGAUGCCUUGUCAAUAUCAUUGGUGAUUGUUACGACAUUAGCGACCAUAUGUGGUAGUCUACAGGAUAUAUCUAGGUAUAGAGGGUAUAUACAGACCUACCAUAACAAUCUCCGUGCUAACGAACGAGCCGCUGACAUGAAAUAUAUGAACUACGACAUGGGUUUAGAACAGCGAGCUGCAUCCUGGGCAAGUCGUUGUUCGUUCCGCCACCAAAUGGCAGGGUUCGGGGAGAACCUAGCGUUCGUGUCCAGUACGGGCCAAGCAGUAGAUGACAUGUACAGCAUCAAUAACGCUAUGAGGAAUUGGUAUGGCGAGCGGGGGCUAUGGCAUGGGGGUACUGGGCAUUGCGGCGCCGCUUGCCAUUACACACAGAUUGUAUGGUCUCGGACGACUCGGUUAGGAUGUGCCUUGAACCUCUGCGCAGUUUUACCUGACGGAAAUGGUCGCGUUUAUAGAAACGCCAAAUAUUUUGUAUGUUUCUACUCACCAAUGGGUAACUGGGUAGGUGAGCCCGCCUUCCUGAGAGGCCAGCCUUGCUCGAGAUGUCCUGCUGGUAACUCGUGCUUUAAUGGACUAUGUGUUGGACCAGAGAGCGGAAGCAGAGGACGAAGGAGUGCCGAAGACUGCCAUCCUAAUAAUGGAACUACCACGUGUCAUUGACCCACGUAAUCUUGAAUGAGAGAUAUCAAGAUUGACACAAGAGGUGUGAGCGUUCCCCUACAUUUCGAUAUUUGACUCCUAAAUAUUAUACUGCGAAAUGUGAAUAUCAUUCUACGGGAUUGAGUGUGCCCUUAAUAUGAUCAUACUUCAACACAAAUUGAGAAAUGUUACCUUAUUACCUAAGUUACACGAGUAUGAAAUGACGUUCUUCAAAAUAUUACAAAUGAUCUGAUGUAAAAGCGAAAAAAAAUACUGUUUUGCAUCGUGUAUGGCUUUUCCUUGUAAAUAAACAUAUUGUCGACAAAUUUUUACCUAUCCAACUUCUUUUCUGAUU
This is a messenger RNA of Mizuhopecten yessoensis (Yesso scallop), 3028 nucleotides long. RefSeq names its product cysteine-rich secretory protein LCCL domain-containing 2-like. The transcript has 11 exons. Bases 1963 to 2694 code for a protein of 243 amino acids. Lineage: Eukaryota; Metazoa; Mollusca; Bivalvia; Pectinida; Pectinidae. The record is from RefSeq and is a predicted model, not a curated record.